Molecule: messenger RNA, 615 nt
Organism: Sphaeramia orbicularis (orbiculate cardinalfish)
Lineage: Eukaryota; Metazoa; Chordata; Actinopteri; Kurtiformes; Apogonidae
Product: dual specificity phosphatase DUPD1-like
Exons: 3
Coding region: 61-615 (184 amino acids)
Biological process (GO): negative regulation of MAPK cascade; protein dephosphorylation
Cellular component (GO): cytoplasm
Molecular function (GO): MAP kinase phosphatase activity; protein tyrosine/serine/threonine phosphatase activity
Source: RefSeq, a predicted model, not a curated record
UUUGCAGUUGGGUGUAAUUUGCGAUGACUGUACUUUAACACUGCAGUAAAAUCAGACUAAAUGAGCUCAGAGGAGGAGCCAGAAUAUCAGACACCGCCCACCUGCGAUCUGCUCGGCCUUCUGCUGCGGAACAGACGGCCCACUGGUGCUGUCAACGAGGUUUGGCCCGGCCUCUACAUCGGAAACACGGCUACAGCUAAAGAUAAAUCCCUGUUAGAGGAUCUGGGAAUAACACAUGUGGUGAACGCUGCGCAUGGCCCACAGCACAUUGACACCGGGCCACAUUUCUACAAAGACACCAACAUCGUGUAUCACGGAGUAGAAGCAGCAGACUGUAAAGACUUUGACUUGAGCCCAUUCUUCACCGAGACAGCUGAUUUCAUUCACACAGCUCUGAGUCAGAAAGGUAAGGUGCUUGUUCACUGUGCGCGAGGAAUCAGCCGUUCGGCGACUCUUGUCCUGUCCUACCUCAUGAUCACACAGAACCUCACCGUUGUAGCAGCUGUGAAAACUGUCCGACAGCACAGAAACAUCCUCCCCAAUGUUGGGUUUCUGAAGCAACUCUGUCAGCUGGACUCAACCCUGUGCCAGCAGAGGAGAGAAGAGUUGAGAUGA